Molecule: messenger RNA, 1080 nt
Organism: Trypanosoma theileri
Lineage: Eukaryota; Euglenozoa; Kinetoplastea; Trypanosomatida; Trypanosomatidae
Product: putative kinesin
Exons: 1
Coding region: 1-1080 (359 amino acids)
Source: RefSeq, a predicted model, not a curated record
AUGUGGGAUGGACCCCUGCGGGAAGGCAUCCCUUUUGCAUCACCGGUGAGAGCAGUGGGCCACAGACACUUGCAGUUCAACCCACAGCCCUCCAUUCCCUCUUUGUGGGAGCAGAAUGUCGGUACAGAGGGAGAACGAAACGUUUACGCUGAGAACAACAUUAGUGGUAACAACAUCAACAACAACAACAAUAGAAUCGGUAAAGGGCGUUGUUGUGGAAAUCGAGAACAGGAUGUAUCUUUUCCAUUGACGCGGCCGCUUUCUUUUCCUGUUUCUGCCAUAACGAAUGAAGAGGAUGGGGUUUUUGUACAACAUACACCUUUUUUUACAGCUGAGUCGGAAGAGGUGGAAAAGAAUGGGAUGGAUGAACAUCAUGAAUUAAGUCAGUGUAUUCCAGAGAACAAUCAUCAUUGGUUCCAAGAGGAAGCUGAAUGUAGUCAACGAAGCACAACGAGUUGUCGAACACAGACAGCUGUAAUGACAAUGAUACAGCCUAGUGAUCCAGGUGCACCUAAAAAAGGUCCUGGACGAACUUAUCUUUACACUGAAGUGGAUGAAUCUUAUAUCCCUAAUGCGAAAAUGAUGCUUUGUCAACAUUUUGUGGAUACAUUGAAUGGAAACAAUAACAAUAACAAUAACAGUAUUUCUAUGCCAUGUGAGUCUUCUAUUCUUUCUCAUAUUACUCCACUUGAAGAGGUUGAUGAAUCCAUAGAUCUUGCUAAUCAAAUGUCACGUUUGAUUGUUGCAGCAUCUCCAACUCAAAAGCGACUAGUCUUUUCUGGUCCCUUUGAUGAAUCAAAUGGAGUUGUAAAAGAAGAAGUAGAGGGUAAACGCAUGAGGUCUAGCUCUAUUGAUCAUGGGCAACAACAACAACAAUCCCGGCGAGGCAAACGUUUUCUUGAGGAGUUGGAUGCUAACUGUGAUUCCAGUGCAAGCUCUCCAACAUACUCUCCGACAAGUGAAGUUAAUCGCAAAUGUCGACGUGUAGAUACCGGCGAUAGGGCAAAAAGCCGUAGCUAUCACAGAGAGACCAACAGUGAAUGUAGAAUCAUCGGUGACACUUGUUUGAUGAAUAAUUGA